Panicum virgatum (switchgrass) is the source of this 902-nucleotide messenger RNA. RefSeq names its product endochitinase B-like. The coding region runs from base 1 to 849 and encodes 282 amino acids. Lineage: Eukaryota; Viridiplantae; Streptophyta; Magnoliopsida; Poales; Poaceae. The transcript is spliced from 2 exons. Gene Ontology annotation, biological process: cell wall macromolecule catabolic process; carbohydrate metabolic process; chitin catabolic process. Gene Ontology annotation, molecular function: chitin binding; chitinase activity. The record is from RefSeq and is a predicted model, not a curated record.
AUGGCAAACUCACCAACGCCGACGACCAUGGUUCUAGCGGUCAUGACUGUCGGCCUGACGACACUCCUCAUCGCCGCCGGCCCUGCGGCCGCGCAGAAUUGCGGCUGCCAGCCAGACGUCUGCUGCAGCAAGUACGGAUACUGCGGCACCACCAGCGCCUACUGCGGUGAGGGGUGCAGGUCGGGCCCGUGCCAGGGGUCGUCGGGCGGCGGCGGCGGCGCCCCGAGUGGCGGUGCGUCCGUGGCGAGCGUCGUCACCAGCUCGUUCUUCAACGGCAUCAAGUCUCACGCCGGGAGAUGGUGCGAGGGCUUAGGCUUCUACACGCUAGGCGCCUUCCUGGAGGCUGCCGGCGCGUACCCGGGGUUCGCGCGUGAGGGCUCGGAGGCCGACGGCAAGCGUGAGAUCGCCGCCUUCUUCGCGCACGUCACGCACGAGACCGGACAUAUGUGCUACAUCAACGAGGUUCGGCCGACCUCGAACUACUGCGUCCAGGGUGACGUGCAGUGGCCGUGCUACCCAGGGCAGGGGUACUUCGGCCGGGGGCCGCUGCAGCUGUCGUGGAACUUCAACUACGGGGCGGCGGGGAGGAGCAUCGGCUUCGACGGGCUGAAGGACCCGGACACGGUGGCGCAGGACCCCGUGGUGUCGUUCAAGUCGGCGCUCUGGUUCUGGAUGACCAACAUGCAGCGGCUGAUGCCCCAGGGGUUCGGUGCCACCAUCAGGCCCAUCAACGGCGCCAACGAGUGCCAUGGCGGGAAGAACACCGCCGAAAUGACAGCGCGGGUGCGCUUCUACGUGCAGUACUGCAACCAGUUCGGCGUCGACCCGGGGAACAACCUCUAUUGCUAGGUGUUGGCUCGUCCAUGCAUGGUCCGAGUCGACUAGGUUUCCAUUAAUCAUAA